AAGUAAAGCACAAAGAAAAACCUAACUUACUUGACCCGAACCAGUAUAAACAAAACGAAGAGAAGUGCAACAGUGUAAAACAAGAAACAGAACAACACAAAAAGCAUAACAAAACGGCAUCGUAUAAAGUAUAAACCCUCUCUCUCGUUUCACCUUCAUUUUCAAUUUCAAAAUUCAAUUUCAACACUCUCUCUGUAAACCCUAAAACCCUAAUUUCUUCAAUCAAUCCAAUGUCACCACGCACCGACGAAUUCGAACAGGAUAACACCGACCUCUCCGCCACCUCCUCCGAUGACGACGACGACGGUCUCAAAGAUGACAUGGCAGCUCUGGCACGCGCUUGUACAUUCACCGCCGAUGAAGACGAAAUUGAAGAAGUAGAAGAAGAUCCGCUUUUAUCCACCGGUGAUGCUAUUGUCCCUUUCACCGCCAACGAAGAUUCUGACCCCGAUGAUGAUCUAGAAUGUCUAAAGAGAGUUCAGAGUCUCUACAAACCUACGGGGAAUUCUGUUCCUUCGCCAUCGCCAGUGCCGAUGAUAGCUGCUGCGGCUGAUGAUGAUGAGGAUGAUGAAGAUGAUUUUGAAACUGUUCGCGCUAUUUUCAAACGGUUUUCUGCUUAUGAUGGAGGUGGAAAGGAAGCAUGGGCAGAGGGGGAUCAGGCCUCGAGUUUAAUGGAUGAGCAGGAUGUUGUCAAGAGCUCCAUUUCUGACAACUCAGAUGCCGGUGAAUUGUGUCCUGAUUCUCAAGACCCUGAGAAUAACAGCAAGUUGAAAUUUAUUAAGCCAUGUGGUGCUGACGAGACUUGUAAAAAUGAUGCGGGCUUGUCUUCUCAAUUACCGAAGAAAAGGUCAAGCUUUCCUCCAUCGGCCCAAGCUUUUAUUGAUGCGGUCAAGAAGAAUAGAGCUCUCCAGAAAUUUCUUAGAAGUAAGUUGAUUGAAAUUGAAGCAAAAAUUGGUGAAAACAAAAAGAUAAGGGACAAUGUUAAACUCCUUAAGGAUUUCCAGGUUUCAUGCAUUAGAAAAACGGGAAGUGCUUUUUCACUGAGAAAGGACCCGCGUGUGCAGUUAAUAUCAUCCAAAAAGCCUUCUGCAUCAAAUAAAUCAAAGAGCCAUAAUAAGAAAGCAUCUGCAAUGUGUUAUGGCCCAGACGAGAAUUCUCUUGUUGCUAACUAUAAGAUGGUAUUGGAAAGAUUUCCGCUUUCAUUGCCUAAGAAAAAAUGGUCGGAUAAGGAAAGGGAGAAUCUUUCGAAGGGAAUUAAGCAACAAUUCCAAGAAACGUUGCUUCAAAUUUCAGUAGAUAGAAUGAGUUCAGAGUGUUUACCUGGAGAUGCAAAUGACAUGGAUAACCUUAUUGAAUCAGUUAAAGGUCUUGAAAUCACACCAGCGAGGAUUAGAGAAUUUUUACCUAAAGUUAAUUGGGAUCGAUUGGCUUCUAUGUAUGCCACUGGCCGUACUGGUGCUGAAUGUGAAUCAAGGUGGUUGAAUUGUGAAGACCCUUUGAUCAACCAUGGCCCAUGGACUUGUGAAGAGGAUAAAUCUCUUUUGAUUAUUGUCCAAGAGAAGGGUAUCAGGAACUGGUUUGACAUUGCUGUAUCAUUGGCCACAAACAGGCUUCCAUUUCAAUGCUUGGCACGAUUUCAAAGGAGCUUAAAUCCUUCGAUUAUAAAUAGUGAAUGGACUGGGGAAGAAGAUGCUCAACUUCGUGAUGCUGUUGCAUGCUUUGGUCAGUGUGAUUGGCAGUCUGUAGCUACUUAUUUAGAACGGCGGACGGGAACCCAGUGCUCGAAUAGAUGGAAAAAAUCAAUUUGUCCUGUGAGGAAAGGGGCCUUUACCUCUGAGGAGGACGAACGCCUUACUGUAGCGGUCAUGCUGUUUGGACGGAAAUGGAAGCAAAUAGCCAAAUAUGUUCCUGGCCGGAUCCAAUCUCAGUGUAGGGACAGAUACCUUAAUAGUUUGGACCCUUCUUUGAAAUGGAGUGAAUGGACUACAGAAGAGGAUUCAAGAUUAGAAGCUGCAAUCACCAAACAUGGAUGUUGCUGGUCUAAGGUUGCUGAAGAUGUGACUCCCCGCACUGAUUGUCAAUGCCGGAAGAGAUGGAUGGUGUUACAUCCUGAACAAGCUCAUAUGCUUAAAGAAGCAAAAAAGAAGCAAAGGUCUCAGCUUUCCAGGAACUUUGUCGAUCGAGAAUCUGAGCGGCCAACCCUUGCAGUGAAUGACUUAAUUCCUUUACAAAUGGUAGUUCCACGAUCUGAUGUUGGUGCCGAAAAUCUCCGAAAGAAGCGGAAGAGAAAGUCGAGUCACCAGAAAGAGAGGUCCAAAAAACAUGCAAAAGAGGCUGGACUUUGUAUUGAGGAAGUACAAGAUGCAGAUCCCAAGAAAGAGAGGCCUAAAAGACAUGCAAAAAAGAAGGUACCAUUUUGUCCCGAGGAACAAGAUAUAGUUCCAAAGAAAGAGAGGCCUAAAAGACAUUCAAAAAAGGCUCGGAUUUGUCCUGAGGAAGGACAAUUUAUAGCAGCAUAUAGUGAUAAGAUGAAGACUUCUGCUCGAGGUGUUCCGUUGUUUGAGCAAAGCAAUGUUCACAAUAAUAUGAGAUCUAAAAGACAUGCUAAAAAGGCUCAAAUUCAUCUCAAGGAAGUAGAGAAUAUAGCAUUUAAUGACAAGGUCAAGACCUGUAGCAAGAUUUCAGAAAGUCAAGAUGGAGACGACAUCACACUUGCAUGCUGGCGCAACAAAUUAAAGAAGAAACUAUCUAAUUGUACCAAAAAUGCGAGCCAGACUUCGUCUUUCUCUAUGCCAAAAAUUGUAUCUAAGCAGGUUGGAAAUCAAAUCCCAUCUAAUGAGCAAGACGGAUUGUCUCUUACAUGUGGUACUGGUGGAACUGAAGAUUUGUUAAUCCAAACGGAAGUUGAUUCUAGUGAACAGGUGAGAAAACCAGAAAGUGAAAAUGCAGCUAGAAAACCAGAGGAUGCACAUAAUAUGAAUGGUGAUGGCAAUGAUAAGCCUCUUCAGGUCUAUGUGAGAAGGAAAACAAAGAAAUGGAGUGAAGAUACUGAAGGAUGCCGUGCUUGCUCUCCUUCCAAAUUGAAAAAGGGAUCUAUGUUACUCCAUGGAAACAAGCCAGCCAUCAUUUCUGAUGGCAGUGAACCAUCCAUGUCAAAAGUUGUUGUAGAGGAGACUGUUUUACAUGGUGGUGUGGCUGAAGCCGAACCCACGAACAUCAAUGUCGUUGAAGAGGAGACUGAUCUGCAUGGUAGUGUUGCUGAUGCUGAACCCACAAACAUCAAUGUGGAAGAAAAUGAUGAUGACCUUCCUCUUUCCUUCUUGCAAAACAAGACAAGGAGGCGAAAAAGACGGCACACUAUUCAGAUAUGAAGUUGUUGCUCAUGAUCCAAUUCAUGUAAGUUGGUAAACCUGUUUAUUUUCCAAAUCAUAGGUAUGUAAAAAUACAAAACAGUUUCUUUAAACAUGUACUCGGAAAUUGUGGAAUGGCCAAGCCAUAUCAUAAGGGAAUACUAGAUGGGUAAUUUCCAACCCAAUAUAGCCAUGAUCAUGAAUUAGACCCAGAUUGCCUGUAGUAGAAGAAAGGUCAUCGCCUGGAUUGUGCGUGAAGGCAGUUGCAGGAAUCUGAAUUAGAAGAGGGCUUAGUUAGUUAUGAGAUUUAAGAAGCAUGCCAAUGGAAUUUUGUUGAGCUUUGACCUGUAUAGACACGUUUUCGGCCUAGACUAAUUUAUGCAGCUGUUUGGCUGCUAGAAUUUUGUAAUCUUGAAAUGUGAGUUACAUUUUUAGUUACAAUACACUAACAAACUUUAAGAAACUAUAUGCAUGCAUGUGAUAGUUUUGUCAUCACAAUUCAGAAAUAUAAUCAAAUUAGACAUCAAAA
This is a messenger RNA of Medicago truncatula (barrel medic), 3879 nucleotides long. RefSeq lists its product as uncharacterized. Gene Ontology annotation, molecular function: RNA polymerase III type 3 promoter sequence-specific DNA binding; RNA polymerase II cis-regulatory region sequence-specific DNA binding. Gene Ontology annotation, biological process: snRNA transcription by RNA polymerase II; snRNA transcription by RNA polymerase III. The coding region runs from base 231 to 3371 and encodes 1046 amino acids. The transcript has 9 exons. NCBI's taxonomy places the organism in Eukaryota, Viridiplantae, Streptophyta, Magnoliopsida, Fabales, Fabaceae. The record is from RefSeq and is a predicted model, not a curated record. Gene Ontology annotation, cellular component: snRNA-activating protein complex.